AUGCCCUACAGCAACACCCCAAAGGGCGCGCUGGGAGCAGACUUCUUCUGGACGCGGAAGUUUGAUCGGGCCAAAACGUUCUAUCUCCCUUUUUUCGAUAAGGGUCCGGCGAAGCGGAUGAUAGUAAACGGUAUGGAGGCGUCAGGAGACGUGAAGGUUCAGUGGAAUACCGCGAGGUGGUUCACUGAUCCAAAUCACUGGCUCCUCCUCGAAGGCUCUUGGAGUUCGGCAUAUGAGGAUGCCCGCAAAGCGGCCGGUGCGACUCCGGAGAGGAAAGCCACCUUCGUGGUGGUAGUGCGGACGGAGGCAAAAGGUCGUCAGAGCCUCCAUCAGCAGCUCGGCAAAGCUCUGUACGCGGAUCGCAUCCAGUCAGCAGCCCGAUCCACCGAUGAGGAAAGGUCGAAGCUGGCACGAUCGCUGGACAUAUUCAUAGCGAGGUUGAAUGAGGCGAUCAAGAUCACCACAGUGGAACAGUGUCAAGCUUCGAUCUGUGUUCCUAUACACUGGGAUCUUCAGUACACCAUGACUGGGGCUCAGGUGAUCGCGCAGCAAGAUGCUCUAGCCAAUGGCGUCGAAACCCCCGCAGCGCCCUCCACUGGUACCGACGCAGGUAAAAUUAUACUGAGGUACCGUCAAGGCCAGCAUCAAUACACCUAUCUGAACCAGACGCUUGCACGACCCCCUUACACGGUGUACCCUCCAUCUGCGACCGACACUGUAACCGCUUUCACGGCAGAGAGAACCCUUGGCAGAGACGGAAACGGCACCACAGCGUCCACAACGCUCAACCAUCUCGCCGAGAUCCAGCAAUGGCCUACUGGAGAUGCGACCUUCUCGUAUCUGCGUGACGGCGCGGAGACGAUCACUUGGUCACGGGAUAAGACGGAGAGCAACAAGGCGACCGACAGAAUCAUCACCGCCAUCCUGCACGAGGGAUUCCCCGGCAGUGACGCCUCGUACACGCUCAAUCCCGCCAUGUACCAGGUGAGCGUGGGAGACCUCAGCAGUUGGAAGGAAGUCCUACGCGCAGUCCCGACGUCUACUCGGCAGACGGACAUCGAUCUGACCCGCAAGGAGAAGGCGGCGUUGGAGGCCUGGAAGAGGGAACAUGGGGGUACAGUCAUUCUCGAAAAGGAUCUGUCAGACGCGCAGAGGGUGGAACAGAUUCACGCGCACUUGAUGAGAAGCUACAAGCAAGGAUCGGACCUCGCGUCCAUACGAGGGCUGCGGCAGGCAGGCGUUUAG
Molecule: messenger RNA, 1245 nt
Organism: Dioszegia hungarica
Lineage: Eukaryota; Fungi; Basidiomycota; Tremellomycetes; Tremellales; Bulleribasidiaceae
Exons: 2
Coding region: 1-1245 (414 amino acids)
Source: RefSeq, a predicted model, not a curated record